This is a messenger RNA of Abrus precatorius (Indian licorice), 603 nucleotides long. RefSeq lists its product as uncharacterized. The transcript has 3 exons. NCBI's taxonomy places the organism in Eukaryota, Viridiplantae, Streptophyta, Magnoliopsida, Fabales, Fabaceae. Bases 1 to 603 code for a protein of 200 amino acids. The record is from RefSeq and is a predicted model, not a curated record.
AUGGUAUUCAUUGACCAUUCUGCUUUGAAGUUUUUGCUGGAAAAGACAAAUUCCAAGCCAAGGCUCAUAAGAAUAGAGGGAGUCCCUAAACCCAUUCCACUCAAGGAUGAUUUUUCUGAUGAGCAACUCUUAGAGUUGUAUGUUUCACAAGUGCCUUGGACUGCAUUUAAGACACCCUUCAGCAUGUCUCCAUAUAGGGUUAUCUAUGGAAAAACUUGUCAUUUACCAGUUGAAGUAGAACACAAGGCAUAUUGGGCAGUGAAAACUUGUAAUUUGUACUACGACUCAGCUAAAGAGCAAAGGACGUUGCAACUGCAAGAAUUAGAGGAGCUGUGGUUAGAGGAAUAUGAGAACUCAAGAAUUUAUAAGAAAAAGACUAAAAGAUACCAUGACAAGAUGAUAUCUAGGAAAGAAUUUUGUGUUGGUCAAAAGAUCCUCUUGUUCAAUUCUUGCCUCAAAUUCAUUCCAGAAAAGCUUAGAUUAAGGUGGAUAGGUCUAUUCACAGUUAUAAAGGUGCUUCCUCAUGGUGUAGUGAAAAUCAAAAGUGAUUCCACUUACAAGAGCUUUAUGGUAAAUGACCAUCGUCUAAAACACUUCAUGUAA